Messenger RNA from Apis laboriosa (Himalayan honeybee), 1931 nucleotides. RefSeq names its product RNA-binding protein squid (gene sqd). The transcript has 9 exons. The coding region runs from base 137 to 1213 and encodes 358 amino acids. Gene Ontology annotation, molecular function: RNA binding. The record is from RefSeq and is a predicted model, not a curated record. Gene Ontology annotation, cellular component: nucleoplasm. Gene Ontology annotation, biological process: regulation of gene expression. Lineage: Eukaryota; Metazoa; Arthropoda; Insecta; Hymenoptera; Apidae.
CCAUUCGGCGGCCGAUCAGUACGGACGUGAGAGUGUUGUUAGCUCGUGUAGUGUAUUUAAUUACUACGUUAAAACGCGAUUUAUAAUUGUGUUUUAAGUGUUUCAUAAAAAUAAUAAAAAUAAAAUAUAAUAAACUAUGGCCGAUCAGGAGAAUAAGGACUUCAGCGAAGAUAUUGCCGAUCAAAACUUCGAGCAGAACGGCGAAGCAGAGAACGGCGGCGGGGACGCCGCAGAAAAUGGCCAAGAAUCGCAAGAGGAAAGGUCAACCGGGGGUAAUCAGGAUUCUUUAAAUGAUAGGAAAUUAUUUGUGGGUGGAUUAAGCUGGGAAACUACAGACAAGGAAUUAAGGGAUCACUUUGGUACAUAUGGUGAUAUUGAAAGCAUUAAUGUCAAAACAGAUCCUAAUACGGGACGAUCGCGGGGAUUCGCUUUUAUUGUUUUUGCGAAAGCUGAAUCGUUAGAUAAGAUUAUGGCAGCUGGUGACCAUGUAAUUAAUAAUAAGAAAGUCGAUCCUAAGAAAGCAAAGGCUAGACAUGGUAAAAUUUUUGUUGGUGGUCUUUCGACGGAAUUGUCGGAUGAUGAUAUCAAAAAUUUCUUUUCUCAAUUUGGAACAAUUGUCGAAGUGGAAAUGCCAUUUGACAAGACAAAGAACCAAAGGAAAGGAUUUUGCUUCAUUACUUUUGAAUCUGAACAAGUAGUAAAUGAAUUAUUGAAAACACCUAAGCAGACAAUCAAUGGUAAAGAAGUUGAUGUGAAAAAAGCAACACCAAAACCAGAUGGCAUGGGAGGUAUGCGUGGCGGUGCUGGUGGUCGAGGCGGCCGUGGCGGAAGAGGAGGUAGAGGACGUGGUUUUGGUGGUCAAGGUGGUUGGGGCCAAGGUGGAUACGGAGGAGGUUAUGGCGGCGGUUACGGACAAGGCGGUUAUGGCGGUGGCUAUGAUGGAUACGGAGGAGGCUACGAUUAUUACGGCGGUGGGUACGGCGGCUAUGGUGGUUACGACUACAGUGGAUACGACGGCUAUGGCUAUGGCGGUGGUAGUUACGAUGGUGGCUACAGUGGUGGGCGCGGUGGUGCACGCGGUAAAGGUUUCCUAUCUCAUCACUCGUUAAAUCAUCAUUCCAUUAAACCACGUCACUUUCAGCAAGAUUUUCAACAACGCAGACUACUGCCGCAAAAUAAAAUGAAUCAUCAGGAGUCACGACAAAAACUGUAAUAGCUUCAUAUUUUGCGUCUAGCAAUACAUCUGUAUUAUGGAGACAACAAAAGCAAACAUAUAUACAUAUAUAUAUUAUAUAUAUAUAGGUACACAAUGCUUUCUUCCAUCUCUCGUUUACCCUUUUGUACAAAGUGAAAAAUACUUCAUAUUUCACAUUGGUCUCUUUCCUCAUUUCAUCUUAUUUAUCACUAAUUUUUUACUGUUAGUACGUUACGUUGUUCAACGUAAGGCAAUUUUGUAACAUAGUACGUUUGAAAGAUAUUAACAUUAUAUGCUGACAUAAAUAUAAAUACAGCAUAAUGAUUAUUUCAAAUGUAUGGAUGAUUACAUCGAUGAUAUGCCUUACGAUGACAUAUUGUAACGUAAUAUUUUUGUGCAAAUGGGAAAGCAAAAGAUGAUAGGAAAUAAUUUAAAUACAGAUAUAUUAGGAACAAUCAAGUUUCUCAUUCAUCGCUUGGGACUAUUAAAAGAUAACUUGUCCCUAUUUUUAACAUUAAGAUUAUUUUAAUUUGUCUAUAAACUAAACUUAAUAAGAGGAGAUCCACUAUAGAAGAGUAAGCAGGCAAUGUACUUUUUACACGGCUACGAUAAGACAAAAUGAAAAGUACCGAGUUGUUUAUAAUGAUUGUGUGAGGUAUGAAAUAAGAGGUAAAAAGAUUAUUGCUUCCUUAUUGGUAAGAAGAAUAGGAUAAAAUAAAUUCAUUUUGUGUACAUA